GGGAAAAAAUUAUGUAGGAUUUCUUAACGAUUUUUGGAAUAGUUAAAGAUCAUGACGCUACAUAAACUAUAGACGAAAAGAAUUCCAAUAGUUACUCAGGACAUAAUUUUCAGAUUUAGCUUUCAUCUUAAGCAUAUAGAUUAUAAUUAUGAGAAAAAGCAGAAAUACAAAGAAAAAAAUGGACGAAGAACAAGAGGAAGCAGGAUCUGCUGAAGAAGAAGCUGUAGAAAUGGACGAGAAUACCGAGCAUGUGGAUACGACUUCCAAAACUGGUCGCAGUGUACUGAGUGGGAGAGGUGUUACCUUGAAUAUGUUGAUGAAUGAUAAGAUUUUAUGGUCUGGAGAAGGUGUUCUAUCUAUAGAUUAUUUGGGAACAAAAUUUCUGGGUGAUUUAUUAGAAGAUGGCAGAAUUAGAUGGCAAGAAACGGGUGAAGUUUUUUCUUCACCUAGUGCAUGGGCGAUACACUGUAAAAAAUUACUCAAUCCAGAUAAAAAAUCAGGUUGUGGAUGGUCCUCUAUAAAAUAUAAAGGGAAGAAAUUAGAUUCUUUUAAGACAGCUUGGUUUCGAAGACUAAAGCAACAAGGAGAAGCAGAUGCAAAGGUCAUUAAGAAGGCAUCCGAAAUCAUAAGGCUCAGUAGAGGCAAGCCAUCAAAUCUUGCCAUCCUGCAAGCAUUUCCAUGCAGAUCUCAGUUAGGAGAUAAAGAUACUUCAGCUAUGGUUGAAGAAGAGAUUCGUCAAGGAUUGGAACAAAGACAUUUGACUGUAGUUGGAUGGUAUCACAGUCACCCGACGUGCUCAGUGCAACCAACAGUUAAAGAUGUUGAUAGUCAGAUGGAGUAUCAAAUUAUAAUGAAAGGCGAAAAUGAUUCAACUUACACUCCUUGUCUAGGAUUUAUAUGCUCACCAUAUAAUAUGACUAAAUCCCUCUUAGAAGCAGAAUAUCUUGCUUAUUGGGUUAUGCCACCACCUGAACAUCGUCCUCAUGAAUACGGACGUCCAAUGGAAAUGAUAUACACGGUAGCUCAAGAUUCAUUUUUAACACAGGAUCUGUUGACAGAACUUCGUUUGUUAGCAGACUUCUACAGAGGUGCUCCCGAUGCUAUUAAUUUCUCUCACAAUUAUUGUCAGAAUGGAAUAACAUACUGGGAAAAACUAAGAUCAUCUCUAUCUACCAAACUUCCUAGGGAUUUACAAGUUUCCGGAAAUCAGUCAAUAGCUCAAAUGCAAGCUGUAACGCAUUUUUGGAGUUUCCUAAAGGGAUUAGUCUCUGCAUAGUGUGGAUAAAGUGUAUUUGUGAAUAUUAUAUUCUGUGUGCAAUAUCUUAUGAAGAAAAGGCACAAUAAUACAAAGUAAAUGUGAUAACUAUAUAAUGUUUACUUGUAAAAUCAAGUAAGUUUAGCUAUAUUAUUUAGAGGACUGCAUUCGUUAAGGAUGAAAACAAGUAUUGAUACAUUCCUAUUUUUCUUUCUACCUCUCGGAGAUCAAAGAUAUAUGUUCGUAACGAAUUGUAAUUUUGAUACCUUCGAGCGCAGAAAGACAAGACAAAUUGUUAUUGAAAGUGAAAUUUAUUUAAUUUAUUUAAUACAUUAUCAUAUUUUUAUCAAUAAAAUUUUGGAUAUAUAAUUAUUUAAUUGUCUUUAUCCAAAGAAAUUCUUCAAUAU
Molecule: messenger RNA, 1662 nt
Organism: Centruroides sculpturatus (bark scorpion)
Lineage: Eukaryota; Metazoa; Arthropoda; Arachnida; Scorpiones; Buthidae
Product: MPN domain-containing protein-like
Exons: 11
Coding region: 149-1276 (375 amino acids)
Biological process (GO): double-strand break repair
Cellular component (GO): BRISC complex; BRCA1-A complex
Molecular function (GO): polyubiquitin modification-dependent protein binding; metallopeptidase activity
Source: RefSeq, a predicted model, not a curated record